Messenger RNA from Spizellomyces punctatus DAOM BR117, 2755 nucleotides. Its product is annotated as tetratricopeptide repeat-containing protein EMW1. NCBI's taxonomy places the organism in Eukaryota, Fungi, Chytridiomycota, Chytridiomycetes, Spizellomycetales, Spizellomycetaceae. The transcript is spliced from 12 exons. Bases 44 to 2608 code for a protein of 854 amino acids. Gene Ontology annotation, molecular function: protein binding. The record is from RefSeq and is a predicted model, not a curated record.
GUUGAAGAGUAGGCCAGCAGUCAUUUUUGGCUCAAUUUACAAAAUGACGAGAUCACUAGAAAGCCUCGAAUGGUCGCUAAUAUUGGGCCGGCUACCAACAGAAGCGACACACACACCACAAAGUUCCCUCGUGGAUCUCAUCAUUCAUGGCCAUUAUCACAAGGCUUUACAGUCCCAGGCCGCCGUCGAGGUGUUCGGAAGUAACGUCGACAUUGGUUCUGAUGAUAUACGGUGUAUAACAGAAAGCUUUGAUGCAACCCCUUUUAUACUCUCUCGGUUGAAGACCUACCUGGCGGACACAGAAGGAGGUCAAUUCGAACGACAAUUUGAAGUACUCUGUGUAGGAGUGGCUUGUUUGUAUGCUUUUCUUCAAAGUGGAUGGACUGGUCCACGUCUGAACAUGGAACCAGUGGACAUUCUCCCCGAAGCUGUACACAAAUAUUCUGAAGACUUACGGAAGAAGGCAUUGGAGAAUUUAGUUGAGGAUGGCGAGGAGGUUUACUCAUUGACUCCACGACCCUUGUUUUUGGUCUAUGCCAAAGUCAUUCUGGUAGAUGGCGCUAGCCUACUGUCGGAUCUGAAAAGUACAUCCUGGUGGCGGGCGCGUACUCUAUUCACUCAGCAGAAGCUCUUGGAAAACCCAGCGGCGACUUUGUGCGACGAUAUCCUCGCAUCCUUAGAGCAAGUGGCCGCAGACAUUCCAUCAGAAGAUGAUACCAAUGGCCGGGAACUGCGUACUAGGUACAAUCUUGAACUUGGCCUGGUCCAUCAUUGGUAUAAACAGGAUAGCAAGUCGGUGCCGUACCUUGAGGCUGCGCAAGCAGCUAGCAGGUUCAAGUGGACCUUGACUGGUGCCCUUGGGAAGCGUACAAAGUUUCAAGAGUUUGACGUCUCCCAACUCGUGGUAAUGGCGGAAAGUGCCCAAGAUGUGGAAGAAACCAAUGACAAGGAACAUGGAACUCAGUGCCAACCCAAGACGUUGGCGCUGAACGAUGAUACAUUAUUGGAGACUAUUGAAUUUACCCAGGAUGCCAGUCAAGAGGGUCAGAGUGCCGCAACGCAGGGCAACCUGAAGGUGAUUGAUCAAUGUAUUCUUCUUGCGUUCUGUUUAAAUGUCAAAAACACGAAUCCUGCCCAUGGUCUGACAACAGAAGAGAUGUUGCCGUAUGUGCGGCGCGUAUUGGAAAACGCUAACAACUGGAUGGUUCACACGAUGGGGUUACUUUUGAGGUCUCGCCUGGAGAGCAACAAAUCCCGCACUGUGGAACGAGCGGCAUUACAGCUGCAGGCACUUGUCGACCAGUUCCCUCUGGAAGAGUCGUCCGUAUCUGAUCGUAUGCUGCACAUCUUUUCAAUAAUGCUUCCCGCGAAGUGGGAAAUGGAGCGGGAGCUUGCCGAGCGCUUUGUUUCCCUUGGUGUCACCCGUACAGCUUUAGAGAUCUUUGAACGCUUGGAGCUAUGGGAAGAUGUUAUAUCCUGCUAUCAAAUGUUGGAGCAGGACAAGAAGGCCGAGGCUCUUGUUCAGGAACGACUAAAAAUAACACCAAGAUCACCCAAGCUCCAUUGUAUACUGGGCGAUUUGAAGCAAGAUCCAUCGUACUAUGAAAUGGCUUGGAAACUAUCAGAUGGAAGAUAUGCUCGUGCCAUGCGAUCACUUGGAGCUUAUUACUUCAAGCGGAGUGAAUGGGUCAAGUCAAUCGAAUGCUACCACCGUGCACUCGCAAUCAACUCAUUAUUUGAAAACUCGUGGUUUGUGAUGGGUUGUGCUGCUAUGCGGGCGGAAGAUUGGGACCAAGCGGUUAGGGCGUUCAGCCGUGUGACAUCACUUGAUCACGAAAACGGUGAAGCAUGGACAAACUUGGCGUCUGUCUACGUUCGACAAAAGAAGAAGCGAGAGGCUUGGCGAGCUCUUCGCGAAGCUAUCAAGCAGCAUUUUGACAAUUCGAAGAUUUGGGAAAACUAUUUGUACACCUCUAUCGAUCUCGGGGAAUUCCAGGAAGCUAUUCACGCCAUGGAGCGAGUGCUGGAUACGAGGUGGGAUAAGGCAGGCGAAAAAGAGAACGUAGUUGACGUCGAGGUCUUGGACAUUCUGGUGAAUGCAGUGGUGAAUGAUAUCGCAGACGCCAAAGGUCAACCAGCUUCCCGACUGUCAAGCAAACUCAAUCGGCUGUUGAAUUCUAUAACAUCAAAGGUUGCCACGAACCCAGCAGUUUUUAGCUGCGUAGCCAAAUUUGCUGCCUCCCGAGGAUUGUACCGUCGUGCUCUUGAUUACCGGUUGAAGGCCUAUCGAUGUCUAUUACAUCACCCACAAAUGGCCGAUGAUGAAUAUGUCUUCAAGAUGACGGUCGCAAAAGCACUAGAGUUGGUAGAUGCAUACGUUACGGAUGGACCACGUAUGGAGGCUGUUCGAAUGGGAGCUACAGAGGAUGACCCUGGUAAGGGCGAAGAGGCGCGGCAGGAAGAAAUGGUCUGCAAGGAUUGGGCCUAUCAGGCGAGAAUGGUAUUGAGGACAUUGAUUGGGCGAACAAAGAGCACAUUUGAAGAUCAUCCGCAGCAUGAUGAACUGAAGGGUAAACUACAAGAGAUUACCGAACUAGCACGGGCGUGAGGUUGAUACAGUUUGCAUUGCAUUCAUUAAAGAAGGAAAAGGCUUUUCAAUGUAUAAUAGAUGUGGCAAUUCUGUCGCCUUUCAUGUAUUUAAUACAGCAUAAAUAUGACGGUCCUUCCAUCUUGUGGCUGGGCACGAUAAUUAGCA